AUGGCCAAACGGUCGUUGUUAGCCGCCAUUGCUGACGAGGAUUCCAUCACCGGCUUAUUGUUGGCUGGCGUUGGCCAGGUCUCCAACGAGCCUGGAAAGGAAACCAACUUCUUGACGGUUGUUCCUGGAAAGACCACGGUCGAACAGAUCGAAGAGGCUUUUGAGAAGUUCACUUCGGAAAGAGACGAUAUUGCGAUUUUGUUGAUCAACCAACACUUGGCUGAUUUGAUAAGAUACAAGGUUGACAAUUACACCAAGGCGUUUCCUGCCAUCUUGGAAAUCCCAUCGAAAGACCAUCCUUACGACCCUGAAAAGGACUCGAUUUUGAAGAAGGUUAGAAGACUUUUUGGAGAAUAAGCAACUGGAUAGAUAUUCAAUUCCGCAUGCUGUUA
This is a messenger RNA of Suhomyces tanzawaensis NRRL Y-17324, 392 nucleotides long. It is a transcript of the gene VMA7, whose product is annotated as H(+)-transporting V1 sector ATPase subunit F. The transcript has a single exon. Gene Ontology annotation, molecular function: proton-transporting ATPase activity, rotational mechanism. Lineage: Eukaryota; Fungi; Ascomycota; Pichiomycetes; Serinales; Debaryomycetaceae. The record is from RefSeq and is a predicted model, not a curated record. The coding region runs from base 1 to 357 and encodes 118 amino acids. Gene Ontology annotation, biological process: proton transmembrane transport. Gene Ontology annotation, cellular component: fungal-type vacuole membrane; proton-transporting V-type ATPase, V1 domain.